AUGUAUCCACUAGAGGUCCAGAUGCCCUUCCUCAAUAUGAAAUCGAAAUUUAAGGUGCCAGACAUUGCCUCGCUGGACGAACACAUCCUCAUCUUGUUCCGGAACAUCUGCCCAGUUACACCAUCGCUUCCAGUAGCCAGUUCCUCUGGAUACGACCAUGACCUGUUUACUAACUGCACUAACGGAGAACUUGUGUCAAAGUUCAAGUUCUGUGAUGGGAAGUUCGACUGCAAAGAUAGAAGUGACGAAUCAAAUUGCGACGAGUACAGAUGCCCAGGCUAUUAUCCAUGUUCAGGGGAAACAUACUGUAUUCCCCCAAGUCAGCUGUGUGACGGUAUACCGCAUUGUCCAGAUGGAGAUGACGAACGUAUGUGUCAGAGCGAGUGUCCACCGUCUUGCAUCUGUAGUGGACGAGUCAUACGUUGUGAUUCAAAUUUUAAUGAGACGCAUCAAAUUCCAAAAGAUGUCCGGAAAUUAGAUCUAUCAGGGAUGAAUCUUCAACUAAUCGACGUUGAUUUUUUGGAUUUGCAUUAUCUGACUGUCCUCAUUUUGUCAUCCUCAAAUAUAAUUCGGAUGGAAGGAGUUUUUCCAAAGUUUCCAAAUGUUUUAACGUUAGAUGUAAGUCACAAUAUGAUAUCUCACCUGGUUAAAGAUUCCUUCUCAAAGUUCCCUAAAUUGAGACACCUUGACUUAUCCAACAAUGUUAACCUCUCAAACAUUGACAAUGGCACAUUUUUAGAAGUACCAGAACUAGAACAAUUGAAUUUAUUCAAUACAUUUAUCAUGGAAUUAAAGGCAACAAUUCUUUGGGGCCUUUCGAAUCUCCGAACACUUAAUAUGUCCGCCUGUCAUCUGAAUUACAUCAGUGUUGGAUCAUUCUCAAGCUUGCAGUUCCUUGAGUAUCUUGAUAUUCGCCAAAACAACAUACUACAAUUUUAUGAAGGAAGCUUUGGGGGCUUAUCGUCACUAAAACAGUUACAAACUGAUUCAUACAAGCUUUGCUGCGAUUCUGUUAGACCUAAAAGUCUCAAUAAACAUGACUGUUUGUCAAGUCAAAGUACCAUUGCUUCAUGUGAGGACCUUCUGGGCCAAGAUAUCCUUCGAAUUCUGCUGUGGAUCAUUGCUGUGAUUGCUGUUGUUGGAAACAUCCUGGUGAUCAUAUACAGGUUCAUUUAUAACAGAAAAUCCCUUCAUAAAAGCUAUGGUGUACUUGUGACAAAUCUCUCAAUCGCUGAUUUCUUCAUGGGCCUCUACAUGAUGAUCAUUGGAUUUGUGGAUUCAUCAUUUAAAGGAUCGUACGUGUGGCAUGAUUAUGAAUGGAGACAUAGCACACUAUGUGCUUUCGCUGGCUUCCUGUCCACCUUAUCCUCGGAAGCUUCGUGCAUCUUCAUCACACUUAUCACGUUAGAUCGACUUCUGGCCGUUGCCUUUCCGUUUGGGCAAUUCAGGUUUUCCUUAAAGACAGCUGGUUUGACUGCAGCAAUUAGCUGGAUUAUUGCUAUCCUCCUAGCAGGUAUUCCUCUAUUACCUUCACUGAAGUGGAAUCUCUACUCCCAGAACAGUGUCUGUCUUGCACUGCCUCUUUCAAAUAACCGACAACCAGGAUGGCAGUAUUCAACUGGGAUAUUUGUGGGUUUCAACUUUGUCAUGUUCCUACUCAUAGGGAUUUGCCAAGUUCUGAUAUACAGAGCAGUUACGACAUCAUCCACGAUAAGAUCAUCUAAGUCCAGUCAUGACACUACCAUUGCCAGGAGACUCAUCCUCGUCGUCCUGACAGAUUUCCUCUGUUGGUUCCCUGUUGGUGUCAUGGGGGUGCUGUCACUACGAGGGGUUCCUAUAGAUGGGGAGGUAUAUUCUUGGACUGCAGUAACAGUGCUCCCUGUGAACUCAGCUUUAAACCCGGUAUUAUAUACAAUUCCAAGUAUAGUACAGGCCUGGAGAGAAGCCAGAAAGGAGGAAAAGUUAUCAUCUACACGAGAAACAGGACCAAGCAUAGCAAAUCAUCCGAUGAAUCAUGUACGGACCUACGUUGGCGUCCCGGCCCAUGACAUGGAGACUCUUGAAACAACCAUGCAGUCACGUGAUGUACCUCGGGACGUGAAGUGUGACCUUAUAUGCCUCAUCGUCGUCUACAUUUUGGAUCUUCACCAGAAGAAGAGACACUUCGAGCCAGUCAGUGAUGAAAACAUAUUUGUCAGCAGGUGUAAAAAGGAUAUACUGAAGGUUUGCCUGUCAUUGGAAAGCCGACCAGAUCGACUCGCUGUAUCAGAGGAUGUUGUGUACCUCAUGCAGGAGGUCAGGAAACAGUGCGACGUCAGGAAACAGUGUGACGUCAGGGAACAGAGUGAAGAUGUCACUAGCAGCGAUGUCACAACUGCCAUUUGA
Molecule: messenger RNA, 2385 nt
Organism: Haliotis rufescens (red abalone)
Lineage: Eukaryota; Metazoa; Mollusca; Gastropoda; Lepetellida; Haliotidae
Product: G-protein coupled receptor GRL101-like
Exons: 7
Coding region: 1-2385 (794 amino acids)
Biological process (GO): G protein-coupled receptor signaling pathway
Cellular component (GO): membrane
Molecular function (GO): protein-hormone receptor activity; protein binding; G protein-coupled receptor activity
Source: RefSeq, a predicted model, not a curated record